UGAUGCCAGUCGUUAAAUCGCGAGCCAUUUGAAUUAACGCGUUUUGCGGACUUUCCGCACACUUUUUUCCUUUAUUCUUUCUCACUCUUUUUAUCUCCUCUCUCACUUUCUCAUAACACUCUAUUUUUAUACUUUUUUUAAAAAAAAAAAAAUCAUUAUAUUAUCACUGUUUCCAUAAAUCUUUUUCUUUUUUUUUUCUUUCAUGUUUUCAAAUAUUAUUUUAGUCAGUGCAUACAAAACAUUCAUGAAUGAAAUAUAUAUUACAAGUACCAAUUGCACAUUGUGAGAUGAGAUGAUGAGGUACAUUGUUCGAUCCACGCGUGUCACAAUACCUGAUAAAAGUUUCUUCUGACACGUGUAUUUUGUUAUCGUAUAUUUAUGAAAUUGAAAAACUAAAAAUAGAAAAUUCAUUUUCUUAUUAAUUAUACCGAUUAAUCUUACGUAACGGAAAUAUUAUAUACCUUUGGGAAAUAAAGAAGAAAAUUCAAUUAAAACCGAAAAAUCAUUGAAGGAUUUUUGAAAAAUUAAAUGUUUACAAAAUCAUAUUUUUAGAGAAAGAAAAAAUUUAAUUUUUCAAUUUUAAAUACGUAUAUAGAGAAAAAAAAAUAAAUAAAAGAGGGGUAGUAUAUGAACGUCCCCCUUUUUCCGGCACCGCCAACGCGGGACGUCUCGACGCUGACGCGCAGAGACGUUUUGGACGUCCUGACGUCCAGAGAAACUCUGCCGCGUGAAUUUGUAUCGCGCAGACGUCAUGCUCUCAUCGAAAGAACAAAACCGGUAUCCACGAAUUUUACACGAAAAAAACGUUGUUACUUUCGAAAAAAUCUUGUACAUCCCCGGCAAGUGUCGAAGGAAAGUGGAAAAAAAAAUUUACGACGACGUGUAACGGAAUUUCAUCUUACAAUGACGGAACGAAGAAGUAAAGAAGACGAUGAAGAUGAUGCUGAUGUCAUAUGUGCCACAGUAACUAUUAGCAUUAUCGAUAAAGAUCAUGUUACAUUGGAGCUUGAUCGUCAACCAAACAUAUUAGAAGUCACACCUACAACAAUUUCCGAAGAAAUUUCCUCACGAUUAGAUUGUGAAGCUAAUCAUUUUCAAUCAUCUGCGACAAAAUCAACAGGAGUUCAAACAAUUCAUGGAUUACCUUACAUGCUACGAGUCCUGCCAAAAGUGAAAGAUAUUGUCGAUGAAGAAAAUUCGGCGGAUCCAAAAAAAUCCUCGAUACUAUGUAGGCAUCUCAGAUUUUUGGGGAGACUCUCUCUAUCGCAAUUUGGUUUAGCUUGGCUUUUGACAUUUUGGGUAGUCGCUGGAGCAGCGGCAUUUUACACCACAGAGGGACCACGUGAACGAGAGCAAGUUUUAAAAUUGAAAAAUAUUCAACGUGACCUGGCAGUUGGUUUAGCGACUGAAUUAAGACAAUUGAAAGCAAAGGAAGAAGAAAUGGAGCCACUUUGGAGUAACAAAGUUAAACAAUAUGUGAAUAAACAUGAAAAAGUUUUAUUGCUCGCUGUUAAUGCCGGCUAUGGUGAGGGUGGUCAAAGUGGACAACUUUGGAAUUUUUCCGGUUGUGUGCUAUUUGCAAUUGCACUUAUUACAACGCUCGGUUUUGGAGCACCAGUUCCACGUACAACUGCAGGUCGUACGGUGGCAGUGAUUUUUGCCGCUAUUGGUAUUCCAGCUCACUUCCUAUUAGUAUUAAAUCUUGGCCUUUUAUUGGCAAUACGACUUCAAAGAUAUGCAAUAAGACGAAAAAAUAAAGAAAAAGAUGUAGAAAUAAUGGACACAUUAUCAAUUCCAAGAUGGGUAAAAGCAGUACCAUUUUGUUGUAUAGCUCUGUAUUAUUUAAUGGGGAUAAUAUGCUUUGGAGCGGCAAGAAUGAGACCGGUUGCCGCCAGUCUUCUAUUUCCUUUGGAUUUCACAGCGGCCGGUGGAUUAGCAACAACUUCCGGUCAUGUUAGAAUAUUAUAUGCUCUCUAUCUUGAAGGUGCCGUGACGAUAGCAGCUGUAGCAGUGGCUAUUCUAAAAGUUUCAGCUACACAAAGUUUAACCAAUAUUGGACUGAAAUAUGGCCUGUUAACUCAUGCAUAGAAAAGUGUUUUUAGAAUAUAAAAAUUUUCCACAUAAAUGUAUAUUAAAAUA
Messenger RNA from Leptopilina boulardi, 2139 nucleotides. RefSeq names its product TWiK family of potassium channels protein 7-like. The coding region runs from base 628 to 2088 and encodes 486 amino acids. The record is from RefSeq and is a predicted model, not a curated record. Lineage: Eukaryota; Metazoa; Arthropoda; Insecta; Hymenoptera; Figitidae. Gene Ontology annotation, molecular function: potassium ion leak channel activity. The transcript is spliced from 8 exons. Gene Ontology annotation, biological process: stabilization of membrane potential; potassium ion transmembrane transport. Gene Ontology annotation, cellular component: membrane.